UAGACUCCUCUUUAUCCUCUUAGCCGUAAAUGGCCACGCGCUCCGAGCGCCUGCUCCUCCGCGCCACGGUUAACCAGCUGCCGAGUCGCGCGACACUACUACGGCGCUCACCUGCGGCACGCGGCGGCGCGAGUUAGAAUUCCCGUGCGGCUGACGGCUCGCGCUCGGUCGGACUCUCUCUCGCUGUCAGGCUCUCGCUCUCGCUCUCGCUUUCGCUCGCGCUCACCUCGCGUGCCGCCUCCUCCUCGCUCUGGCGACCGGGACUCUUGUGUCUCUCGUGCCGGAUUUCACUCAUUCUGCAGUGUGCGCGCGCGAGCUUCCUUUCCCACUCACUCGCUGUCUCAAUUCCUCAAACAACAACACGUAGCUUCUCAAUAUCCAUUCACAUCUAUAGUAUUAUUUAUACAUUACAGCCUCUCUUUCACUUUUUCAGCAAAUUAUAAAUUUUAUGUAUCCUGGAAGAGUUAUGACAGUUUGAACUUUUACAACAAGUUUACACGUGACAGACAUGGGGUUUUUGAGCACCGGACGCGGAAUUACUGUAUUUAUUUCACUUAUUUUCUUGGGGACGGUGGACGUUUCCGUGUGUGUGCGGAGGACCAGCGCCAGAAAAUCAGAGCGCCUCAGUCCCCCUUUGGAUGUCCAGCUGGAAACAAUAAACUGCACGGCCUUCAGUGUACGAUGGAGAAUGCCCCGGCGACACAUCAGCAGCAUCACAGGGUAUAAGAUUUUCUACACAGAGAUGAGGAAUCAUCGGCCUGCAAGCUCAGCAGUAACACUGGAUGUGCCUCUCAGUUUGGACAUAUUGACCACUGGACUUUUUGAUGGACAGGCUGGUUUUGAUGUGGUGAUAGGGAACCUGCCAGUGGCCACACAUUACCGGGUCAGCGUCGGGGCAUAUGGGUGGGUGGGCGAAGGACGGCCCAGCAUGCCAAGAGAUGUGAGCACUGCCCCGCAAGACACGUGCAUGCCACCAUCACCACCCACGCAGCCCAGGGUGACGGUCAUGUCGGACACGGAACUCGCGUUGUCAUGGAGACAGGGCGAGAGCGAAGGGAGCUCGCCAGUUCUGCACUUCCUGGUGGCCUACAUCAGGCCAGAGCUAGACUCAGAGUGGACCCACAUCAAGGAACCAAUUGAGUCUAACUCCAUGGUUCUGAAGGGUCUUGUUCCCGACACACAGUACCAGUUUGUUGUCCGAGCCGUGAACUCACAUGGAGUGAGCCUGCCCAGCGCUAUCAAUGACCCAGUCCGAACCUUUGGUGGAGAGGAAGUAGGCAGUGGAGAAUAUUCCCAGCACUACAUCACCAGCUCCAGGAUCAGUGAGGAUGAUAGUCUUGACACAGACGAUUCAGACUAUGAUGUCUACAUAGAGGAGCUCCCCUCAUUUCCCAUCAUUAGAAGGCAUAGGAACAGGAAAUCCCAGCUAAGGUCCCGGACAGGAAGUCCCACCUCUCACAUGGAAACAGCAAAUGUUAUAUUCAGGAAAACCACAGCUACCUCCAACAGCACCACAGCCUUAGUCAUGCUCAUCACAGCCACGCCAAGUGUUUCUACACCCAGAGUCUCCACCACAGAAGUGCUUAGCCCCCAGUUAACCACCACCACUACCUCUUCUUCUACCGAGAAUUCUGGCCUCACUCACACCUCAACUGUCACUUCUUCUCCCAUCACACCCACCCUCUCAGCAGCUACACUGUCUGAUUUCAUUGUUGACCCAUCCACGGUUAUUCCCUCUCCCUUGACACCAAAUUCUUUCAAGUCCACAGCCAAGCCUCAUUCCUUAGUGCCUACCUCCCCAGCAGCCACAUUCCCUCCCCUGGUGCACAUACCCUCACACCCUCUGAACCCCUGGAGGGGACCUGUUCCACGACUGUUCGACCUUCCCUGUGAGGACACAGCAUGCCCUUCUGACAGCUUCUGCAUCAAUGAUUACGACAGUGGGGGGUCACGCUGCCACUGCAGCUUGGGUCGGAGAGGGGACACCUGCUCCGAAGGUUUUACAAUACAGUUUCCCAAGUUUUAUGGCUACUCUCACAUGACCUUUGAACCUCUGAAGAACUCCUAUCAGACCUUCCAGAUCACCCUGGAAUUUAAGGCGGAUGCUGAGGAUGGGCUGCUGUUCUACUGUGGGGAGAAUGAGCACGGUCAUGGCGACUUUGCCUCCCUAGCGCUCGUGCGCCGCAGGCUGCACUACAGGUUCAACUGCGGCACAGGUGCGGCACAGAUUGUGAGCGAGAGCCCAGUAGUCUUGGGCCACUGGCACAGUGUGACUGUUUACCGGGAUGGCCUGAGCGGCUGGCUGCGGCUGGACAACGACACGCCCGUGACUGGCCGUUCGCAGGGCCAGUACACCAAGAUCACUUUUCGCACACCCUUCUUUGUGGGUGGCACCCCCAGUGCAUAUUGGUUGGUGAAGGUGGCAGGGACCAACCGUGGCUUCCAGGGGUGCCUACAGGCCUUGCUUGUCAACGGAAAGGCCACAGACUUGAGGCCCUGGCCCCAGGGACAUGCUCUGAGCGGAGCUGACAUUGGUGAAUGCAGUGAUAAUGUGUGUAAAGGAGUCACCUGUGCCAAUGGAGGUGUGUGUUUUGCCAACCGAGCGGACGGGUACAUCUGUCUGUGCCCCCUGGGCUUCAGGGGUCUACUGUGCCAAGAAAGCUUCCUGCUGUCUCUGCCAUGGUUCAACGAGACACUGCGAUCAUACAUCAGUGCCCCUUGGCCACAGUCCCUCCAGCAUUACCUGUCCUUCAUGGAGUUUGAGAUCACGUUCCAGCCGUUUACGCUGGAUGGUGCACUCCUGUACUGUGAGGACCACAACAGCCAUGACUUCCUUUCAAUUGCCCUAGUGUCUGGAUACCUGGAAUUUCGUUUUGACUGCGGCUCAGGAAUGACAGUCAUCAGGAGCAUGGAAGCCCUGAGCCUGAAUGCAUGGCAUGAACUGCGGGCCUCUCGCACAGCCAGGAAGGGCAUCCUUCAGGUGGACGAGCAGCAGCCUGCAGAGGGCAUAGCCGAGGGGCCCUUCACGCAGAUCCGGUGCAGCACUCCUCUGUAUGUGGGUGGCGUGCCAGACUACAGCAGCACCAAGAGUAGUGCUGGCAUUCUGCAGCCAUUCAGUGGUAGCAUCCAGAAGAUUUUUCUAAAUGACCAUGUUGUCCCACUGACUGAGGACCAUGCCACCGGAGUGAAUGUAGAGAAUGCAGAACACCCCUGUGCCAACACACCCUGUGCCAACGGUGGGACGUGCCGGGCCCGGAGAGAUCUUUACGAAUGUGACUGUCCACUAGGGUUUGAGGGAAGUCACUGUCAGAAAGCUGUGACAGAUGCCAUAGAGAUACCACAGUUUAUUGGCCGCAGUUACCUAACUUAUGACAGCAAAGACAUUCUCAAAAGGGUCUCAGGCUCCAAGAACAGCCUAUUCCUGCGUUUCCGUAGCACCGCCAAAGAUGGCUUGCUGCUGUGGAGAGGUGACAGUGCUAGCAGGGUCAGCACUGACUUCUUGUCCUUAGGUCUUCAGGACGGGGGCCUCAUCUUCAGCUAUAAUCUGGGCAGCGGUGUCACCUCGGUGAUGAUCAACGGAACCUUUAACGACGGACAGUGGCAUCGGGUCAAAGCUGUCAGAGAUGGCCGGUCUGGUAAGCUGACUGUGGAUGACCUUGGUGCAAGAACAGUGAAGUCGCCAGGGAAAAUGAGACAACUUAAUGUCAAUGGCGUCCUGUAUGUCGGAGGCAUGAAGGAGAUUGCUCUGCAUACCAACAGGCAGUUCAUGCGUGGUCUGGUGGGCUGCAUCUCCCACCUAACACUCUCCACUGACUACCAUCUCUCUUUGGUGGAGGAUGCUGCAGAUGGCAAGAACAUCAAUACUUGUGGCUAAUAAGAGCUGGACUGCCCUUACAUCCACAAGGACACCAUUAGUGUUGGGACUGUUGACAACUUGACCAAAUUAAAGGAAUGCGGUGUGACCAGAGACCUCAAAGGCACUUCCUGUGCCAAAUGGCUGCUUCUUGCAGGACAAUGCAAGUGAUUUAAGUAUUAAUUUGAUGUUCAUUUCAUAACAUCAGGUCCUGUAAAGAUAUCAUUGGUAAGUAUUUUAGAGGGUGUUGUGAAGAAAAUUGUCCAGUCUCUAUAAAUUAUAAGCCUGUCAAUGUCAUUACAAGCCUGUGAGUGUUUGUAACAAGAUUUGCGCCCAUCAAACCCACUUCAAGGCCUCUUUAUUAAGACGUCCUUUAGGGCUGUUAUCAUGCCCACUGUCUUGGCUGGACCUGCCCCUUAUCUUUUAGCCCACCCUCUGUCUCAGUCGCUUCCCACUCACAUUUUACUGUGUGUGCGGUAAGGAGUGGCACUUUCUUGGCAGUUAGCCAGAUUGUCUUCAGAAAUGCCACAUAAAAGCAAGGCUGGCUCUUGUGUGUCUGUCUGUCACUUAACCUACAUGGGAGUGUGGCUUCAAAAAUGUAAAG
Molecule: messenger RNA, 4457 nt
Organism: Scleropages formosus (Asian bonytongue)
Lineage: Eukaryota; Metazoa; Chordata; Actinopteri; Osteoglossiformes; Osteoglossidae
Gene: egflam
Product: EGF-like, fibronectin type III and laminin G domains
Exons: 23
Coding region: 509-3874 (1121 amino acids)
Molecular function (GO): calcium ion binding; protein binding
Source: RefSeq, a predicted model, not a curated record